Molecule: messenger RNA, 1197 nt
Organism: Indicator indicator
Lineage: Eukaryota; Metazoa; Chordata; Aves; Piciformes; Indicatoridae
Gene: ST8SIA6
Product: ST8 alpha-N-acetyl-neuraminide alpha-2,8-sialyltransferase 6
Exons: 8
Coding region: 1-1197 (398 amino acids)
Biological process (GO): N-glycan processing; oligosaccharide metabolic process
Molecular function (GO): alpha-N-acetylneuraminate alpha-2,8-sialyltransferase activity
Source: RefSeq, a predicted model, not a curated record
AUGCGAGCUGUCAUGGCGUUGGCCGCGGCGCUGGGCAGCCUGCUGCUUGGCGGCUGCCUCCUGCGCCUGGGUGGCCAGCAGCCCCUCCGUGCCAGGGGCUGGGAGGAGGACGCAGGAGCAGCCGUUGUCACGCCGAGAGCGGUGCGGUCCAUCAGGUCCCCCGCGACGCCGCUGCCUCGCAAUGAGAACAGAACAACUGUUAGUAAAAAUGGAAUUUACCAGUUUGAGCAGGCUGCAAAAUGUAAGGCAAUUCAGGACAACAUUUUGUCAUCAUCCAUCAAGAAGAAAAGGUAUUCAGAAGAUUACUAUCUUCACAUAGUCACAAAACUGCAGAACUGCACUUGGAUGAGAAGACCAGAAGAAUCUACAAAGUUCAGGUCAGAAUUAGCUUCAUGCUGUGAUGCAGUUCACAAUUUUAUUGCUUCUCAAAACAACACCCCACUGGGAAGUAACAUGAGUUAUGAAGUGGACAGUAAAAAGACCAUUCUCAUUACCAAGGACAUUUUUAAGAUGCUGCCUGUGUCCUCUCCUCUUUCAGUGCAUCCCUUCAAGACCUGUGCUGUGGUUGGAAAUGGAGGCAUUCUGAAAAAUUCCAGCUGUGGAGUGGAAAUCGAUCGCUCUGACUUUGUGUUCAGGUGUAACCUCCCUCCAACCACAGGAAGCAUCAGCAAGGAUGUUGGCAAUAAAACAAACCUUGUGACUGUUAAUCCAAGUAUCAUAGCUCAGAAAUACAACAAACUCAAUGAUAAGAAGACAGAAUUUCUGGAGAAUAUUGCAGUCUAUGGAGAUGCUUUCCUCUUGCUGCCAGCGUUUUCCUUCAGAAGCAACACAGCCACUUCUUUUAAAGUGUAUCACACUCUGCAAGAGUUCAAAGCAGCACAAAGGGCAAUAUUUUUUCACCCCACCUAUCUGAAAAGUCUUGCCCAGUUCUGGAGAACUAAGGGUGUGAAAGCAUACCGGUUGUCAUCUGGGUUCAUGAUCACCAGUGCUGCCCUUGAGCUGUGUGAGGAUGUGAAGCUCUAUGGCUUCUGGCCUUUCUCCAAAUCCACAGAGAAGAUGCCCAUCAGCCACCACUACUACGACAACCAGCUGCCUAAACCAGGUUUCCAUGCAAUGCCCAAAGAAUACAACCAGAUCCUUCAGCUUCAUGGCAAAGGCAUCUUGAAUCUGCAGAUUGGUAAAUGUGAAUCAGACUAA